Messenger RNA from Penicillium malachiteum, 1164 nucleotides. Its product is annotated as RNA-binding protein. Bases 1 to 1164 code for a protein of 387 amino acids. Gene Ontology annotation, biological process: mRNA splice site recognition. NCBI's taxonomy places the organism in Eukaryota, Fungi, Ascomycota, Eurotiomycetes, Eurotiales, Aspergillaceae. Gene Ontology annotation, cellular component: cytosol. The transcript is spliced from 5 exons. The record is from RefSeq and is a predicted model, not a curated record. Gene Ontology annotation, molecular function: mRNA binding.
AUGUCUUUCAACAACUUUGAUUCCUUCCCCAACCAGGCUGAGGGUGCCCCUGCCCCUGGUGCCCAGGCUCCUACCGACGCCACCAUGACCGGUCAGGCUGAUCCCGCUACUGCUGGUUUCCAGGGUCCUACUCCCGAUGGCGCUUCCGCCGCUGGCCCUCAGCAGGGUGCCGAUGGCAAGACCACUCUCUGGAUGGGUGAGCUUGAGCCCUGGAUUGAUGAGAACUUCAUCCGCAACCUUUGGUUCCAGAUGGGUGAGCAGGUCAACGUCAAGAUGAUCCGUGACAAGUUCUCUGGGAGCAACGCUGGUUACUGCUUCGUUGAUUUCUCUUCCCCGGCCGCUGCUGCCAAGGCUCUCUCCCUGAACGGUACCCCCAUGCCUAACACCAACCGUGUCUUCAAGCUGAACUGGGCCACCGGCGGCGGUCUCGCUGAUCGCAGCCGUGAUGACCGUGGUCCUGAGUACUCCAUCUUUGUUGGUGACCUUGGUCCCGAGGUUAACGAAUACGUUCUUGUCUCGCUUUUCCAGAGCCGCUUCCCUUCUUGCAAGUCUGCCAAGAUCAUGACCGACCCCAUCAGCGGCAUGUCCCGCGGUUACGGAUUCGUUCGCUUCUCUGAUGAGAACGACCAGCAGCGCGCCUUGACCGAGAUGCAGGGUGUCUACUGUGGCAACCGCCCCAUGCGCAUUUCCACCGCUACCCCCAAGAACAAGGGUCCCGGUGUUGGUGCUGCCAACAUGGGCAUGCCCGGUCCCCCCAUGAAUCAGUUCACUGACCCCAACAACACCACUGUUUUCGUUGGUGGCCUGUCCGGCUACGUCACCGAGGAUGAGCUCCGCUCUUUCUUUCAGGGAUUCGGAGAAAUCACCUACGUCAAGAUUCCCCCUGGCAAGGGUUGCGGUUUCGUUCAGUUCGUUCAGCGCCACGCUGCCGAGAUGGCCAUCAACCAGAUGCAAGGCUACCCCAUCGGUAACUCCCGUGUCCGUCUGAGCUGGGGUCGUUCCCAGAACAACUCCGGCCCUGCUGGCAGCCCCUACCGCCCCGCUCCCCCUCCUCCCCCCAUGUACCCCGCCAUGGGUAUGCCUCCCGCUGCCCAGCACUAUGGAGGAUUUGCCCCUAUGAAGGUUAGCAGUCACCCCGGCAGCCCGGCCCCAGAACACUCUUGA